Suricata suricatta (meerkat) is the source of this 2174-nucleotide messenger RNA. RefSeq names its product growth factor receptor bound protein 7 (gene GRB7). Lineage: Eukaryota; Metazoa; Chordata; Mammalia; Carnivora; Herpestidae. The record is from RefSeq and is a predicted model, not a curated record. Gene Ontology annotation, biological process: signal transduction. The transcript has 15 exons. Bases 189 to 1781 code for a protein of 530 amino acids.
GAGCCUGGACACACAGGGCUGUCCCUCCCCCAAUCCUCACUUCUACGUCCAAAGUCGGGACUCCCUCCUACCACCUGUAGAGAAGAGGGAGAGGAUUUGAAAUCAAGUCCAGGUAUCUGGGGUCCCUAGACAGAACUGGACUUCGGACCCCGUGUCCUGCUACUCCUGCUGGGGCUUCUCUAGAUGUUAUGGAGCUCGGUCUGUCUCCACCUCAUCUCAGCAGCUCCCCGGAAGACCUGUACCUGACCCCUGGGACCCCUCCUGGGACUCCUCCGCCUCCCGAUGCCCCUCUACCUGGGGAGGUCAAGCGGUCCCAGCCUCUGCCCAUUCCGACCAGCAGGAAUCUUCUUCGAGAGGAGGAGCUGCGGACAAGCUCUCUACCCUCCAUCCCCAACCCCUUCCCUGAGCUCUGUAGUCCUCCUUCACAGACCCCCAUUCUUGGGGGGCCCUCCAGUGCAAGGGGGCUGCUCCCUCGAGAUGCCAGCCGCCCCCAUGUAGUAAAGGUAUACAGUGAAGAUGGGGCUUGCCGGUCCGUGGAGGUGGCCGCCGGUGCUACGGCUCGCUACGUGUGUGAAAUGCUGGUGCAGCGAGCUCACGCCUUGAGCGAUGAAAACUGGGGGCUGGUGGAGUGCCAUCCCCAUCUGGCACUGGAGCGGGCCUUGGAGGACCACGAGUCAGUGGUGGAAGUGCAGGCUGCCUGGCCCAUUGGUGGAGACAGUCGCUUUGUCUUCCGGAAGAACUUCGCCAAGUAUGAACUGUUCAAGAGCUCCCCACACUCCCUGUUCCCAGAAAAGAUGGUCUCCAGCUGUCUGGAUGCACACACAGGCAUAUCCCAUGAAGACCUCAUCCAGAACUUCCUGAAUGCAGGCAGUUUCCCGGAGAUCCAGGGCUUCCUGCAGCUCCGGGGGUCAGGACGGAAGCUUUGGAAGCGCUUCUUCUGCUUCCUGCGCCGGUCUGGCCUCUAUUACUCCACAAAGGGCACCUCUAAGGAUCCAAGGCACCUGCAGUAUGUAGCAGAUGUGAAUGAGUCGAAUGUGUACGUGGUGACCCAGGGCCGCAAGCUCUAUGGGAUGCCCACGGACUUUGGCUUCUGUAUCAAGCCAAACAAGCUCCGGAAUGGCCACAAGGGGCUUCGGGUCUUCUGCAGCGAGGAUGAGCAGAGUCGCACCUGCUGGUUAGCAGCUUUCCGCCUCUUCAAGUAUGGGGUGCAGCUGUAUAAGAAUUUUCAGCAGGCGCAGUCUCGCCACCUGCGUCCGUCCUGUGUGGGUUCCCCCCCUUUGAGGAGUGUCUCUGAUAACACCCUGGUGGCCAUGGACUUCUCUGGCCAUGCUGGGCGUGUCAUCGAGAACCCCCGGGAAGCUCUGAGUGCAGCCCUGGAGGAGGCCCAAGCCUGGAGGAAGAACCACCGUCUCAGCCUGCCCACCCCAGGCUCAGGCACAAGCCUCAGUGCAGCCAUCCACCGCACCCAACCCUGGUUCCAUGGACGCAUCUCCCGAGAGGAGAGCCAGCGGCUCAUCGGGCAGCAGGGCCUGGUGGACGGCCUGUUCCUUGUUCGAGAGAGUCAGCGGAACCCACAGGGCUUUGUCCUCUCUCUGUGCCACCUGCAGAAGGUCAAACAUUAUCUCAUCCUCCCGAGUGAGGAGGAGGGCCGCCUGUACUUCAGCAUGGAUGAUGGCCAGACUCGCUUCACGGACCUGCUGCAGCUCGUGGAGUUCCACCAGCUGAACCGUGGCAUCCUGCCGUGCUUGCUACGCCACUGCUGUACUCGCGUGGCCUUCUGACGGCUACAGAAACAGGCAUGUGUCUUGGCCUGGUCCAGGCUGGCCACUGUCCCCUCUGCUCAUAGGGUGGACUUGGAGGGUGCAGAAGGUGGGGACAGGCUCAUGAAUGAUUGGAUGGCUCCCCUACUCUGGAGAGCUUUCUCCUCUGCCCCUUUGCUUCCCUCAGGCAGAAAGCGCGCCUCACCCACUCCACCCCCAGCCUGUCUCCUCAAGAGAAGGCUCUUGGGGUGGCCCUCCCCUUCACAGAACUCCUGGACACUGCCCUGGGGCAAGGCGUUUUGGGAGAGAUGGGGCAGCCCAGGUGGUCUUAUGCCCCACACUUUGUACAGACUCAGAGGCCAGUUGAUCUGCUCUGUUUUAUACUAGUGACAAUAAAGAUUAUUUUUUGAUACA